GCAGUUUUGUUUUGUUUACGAUAAUCUGUGCAGAAUGGAAUAUACAAACGUGUUGUAUAAUUAAUUAAGAUAAGUAUUGUUUUUUAAUGAAUAAAUAAAUAAGUAAAUAAAUAGUUUAAUUAUUUUAAUGCGAAUUAAUUUUUUUUUCAGGUUUAAAUUAUAGGUGCAAUAUAUGACAGUAAGGAGAAGAAGAAAAUUAAAUUGUGCAUUGAGGUUAAAAAUUCCAACCAUACGGCAAGUCAUAAUAAAUUUGACACAUACCAUAAGGAAACGAGCGACACCAGUUCGGAAAAUUAAUUAGGAUAAAUAUUGUCUUGAAAUUUUAUUUUGAGCGCAAGCGCAGUUGCGUUUGGUGAGGGUACCUGGCAGCAUCGUGUGCUGACAACCUCGCUAUCCUGGCAACAGAAGUCUGGACAGGAUUCGCCAAUAGACAAAUCACCGCAGGCCUCUUUCUAGAUCUCAAAGGCGCUUUUCCCAGCGUUAUGCCAAGCAUUCUAGCAGAAGAUCUAUGUGAAUUAGGAAUUCCAAGGUCUAUAACAAGGUUUAUCUAUAAUUCUGUAGCUCACAAACAACUCUUUUACAAAAUCAAUGGAGAGAUUAUUGGACCUAGAAUUAAUACAAUCGGAGUUCCCCAAGGAAGUGUCCUCAGUCCUGCACUAUACUCCUUAUAUACUAGGAAACUGGUCUCUAUUAUUCCUAACAAUUGUAUUCUAGCCGAAUUUGCAGAUGAUAUCGCAAUCCUUUGUAGAUCGGAAGAUCCCAUUGAGUGCGUUGCAAUUCUACAGAACUGCUUAAACAUCAUUUCACGUUUUCUCUCCGAUAGAAAUUUAGACCUCUGCCCUGAAAAAACUAAAUUAGUACUAUUCAAUAGACUUCGAUUAGAUGUUAAUAAUAUAAAUCUUUCGCUUAACUUAAACAACGAUUCUGUGUAUCCUUCAGACUCAGUGAAAUUCCUUGGAGUGAUAUUUGACUACAAAUUUAACUUCGAUGAACAUUUCCAAUACUUGGCGAACAAAGCCAGAAAAAUUCUCAAUAUCCUAAAAGUACUAAGAGGCACCUGGUGGGGAGCUGAUCCUACUGUUCUCCUUAAUGUUUAUCGUUCAUUAAUCAGAAGUCCAUUUGAUUAUGGCUCUCAUACUUACACCUUCCAACGUUAUAAAUUUUUCGAUAAAAUGGAAAAGAUAAGAAAUCAAGCAUUAAGAUUAGCCUUAGGAUACAGAAGAAGUACGCCGAUCAAUGUCAUGCUCGCUGAAGCAUGCGAGCCCCCCCUGAGGAAACGUUUUUGCUAUUUAGCUAAACGCUACUUAAUUAAAACCUUCGCAAACAUUGAUCAUCCUAUUCCUGACAGUCUGAGAAACUUAUGGGAAAUCACUCACCAGAGAAACACAUAUCAAAUUAGAAAUACGUUUACACUUAUUAUAGCCUUUGAAAAAGUCAAAGAAUUUAAGCCACUUAUUCGUAGGGCAUUCUUUCAUCCUUAUUAUGAGUUUCCUUACAACGAUCACCUAUUCACUCCUCAAGUCGACCUAAAGAUAGGUAAGACUGUUCAACUUAGUGUUUCUCCGAUUGAAGUCUUUAAAGAUUUAACGCAACAUAAAUUUCAAAAUUAUGCAUCCUUUUUCACAGACGGUUCUAAGAUGGAUUCCGAUUCCGAAUUUGCAACCGGAUGCUCCUCUGUUUGUACCUCUCACAAUUUUUUCAACUCCUGGAAACUACCUAACCAUGCAUCAAUCUUCUCAACUGAAGCCAUUGCUAUCUUAUACACACUAGACUUUAUACUCACACAGAACUUUCAACACUCAGUUAUUUACUCCGACUCAUUAAGUGUCUUACAAAGUAUUGCCUCUGUUAAUCCUACCAAUAUUAAAAACAACCUUAUCUUCCUUAUUAGAAAUAGACUAUCCACCCUUUCUAAUCUAAACAAAGAAGUCUGGUUAAUCUGGAUUCCCGGACAUAUGGGAAUUUCGGGAAACGAACGAGCUGACGAAAUUGCCAAAGAAGCAGCAAACAAUGGAGACUUACUCAACAUUGCUCUGCCCUUUUCAGACUUCUAUACAUGUCCAAAAAUUGAACUAACUAAAACUUGUGAUGAAUUUUUUAAAACUGUUGGCGAAAUCAAAGGCAUACUAUACAUGAAAAACUUCUAUCAGAUCCGAAGCAAACCCUGGUUCCAUACAUUUAUUUCACGCAGAGAAUGGAUAACCUCUAUAGGCAGAAUGAGGAGUAACCAUUACUCUUUAAACGCAAGCAUGUACAGGAAGAACCUUGUAAGUUCUCCAGGAUGUUCUUGUAACCCGAAUGUGAUGCAAGAUAUAGAUCAUAUCCUCUGGGCUUGUCCUAAAUUUGAUUUAUAUCGGAAACCACUACUAAAAUCAUUCUCCAAAGCACUAAAUUGCCCUCCUCCAUUUUGCAGUAUUCAGUUUUUAAGCAAUCCAACACUCAGACUAGUAUCACCUAUAUUUAGAUUCUUAAAACUUUGUAAUAUAAAAGUCUAACUUUUAUAUUCUUCUACCAGGUAUCAUUACAAUUUUUUUUUUUUUUUUU
This is a messenger RNA of Leptopilina heterotoma, 2544 nucleotides long. RefSeq lists its product as uncharacterized. The transcript is spliced from 3 exons. The record is from RefSeq and is a predicted model, not a curated record. Lineage: Eukaryota; Metazoa; Arthropoda; Insecta; Hymenoptera; Figitidae. Bases 483 to 2495 code for a protein of 670 amino acids. Gene Ontology annotation, molecular function: RNA-DNA hybrid ribonuclease activity; nucleic acid binding.